This is a messenger RNA of Suillus paluster, 1949 nucleotides long. RefSeq lists its product as uncharacterized. The record is from RefSeq and is a predicted model, not a curated record. Lineage: Eukaryota; Fungi; Basidiomycota; Agaricomycetes; Boletales; Suillaceae. The coding region runs from base 151 to 1794 and encodes 547 amino acids. The transcript is spliced from 10 exons.
UUUGCUUCGCACUUGGAAAAAAAUGGAGGCUGAAGAUGCUGAGAAAAGGGGAAGAACGACACCUGAGACGUUCCUUUUUAGGCAACUUCCACCGCAACAUCGUCGUCUCCUCGUACCCACCUUCCAACGUCCUCAACACUGAAAAAAAUCAUGUCUGAAGACAUUGAAAUGCAUGAUAAUGAUCCUCAUCCUCAAAUUUCAAGUCGGAACACUUCAAUUUCUGUUCCAAAUGACAUUAUCAACAACAACAGUCGUGACAAUUCUCUCGACUACCUAACAGACCGCGACGUACACAACAACAUUGACGAUAGCGAUAUCAAACCUCCACCGUCAAAGAAAUUAAAGUCGUCAUUAUCGGCUACCGGCUCCAAGCCUGUAUCUACCAUAGGCGCAACUGCCAUCAAACCAAAGUCAAAAGCGCCUCGUCCUCGUUCACCUUCUCCAACUCCGCCGCCUCCUCCGCCACCCCCUCUUCAAACUGUUCGACUUCAAAUAAAACUUGGAGGUCCAGAUAAUUAUGAGGUCGAUAUUGCUAGCAUGGCAAAGACAACCGGUCAACGUCAGCCCACUCCACCGCCCCCGAAAGCUGACACAUCCGAAAGCGAAGGCGAAGACGACCACGAUGCUCACGACAAACCAAAAAAGAAGAAGAAAAAACAUACCACAUCCGAAUAUUACGACGUUAAUGACCCUUUUAUCGACGACUCCGAGUUGAACAUCGACAAUCGCACACAUUUUGCCCAAACAAAGCAACAAGGUUUUUACGUGUCGAGUGGUGAAGUUGCCCUCAUGAAAGACAGCAGGACGCCCAAGAAGCCCAAAUCCAAGAAAGUUCCUGCUGAAGGAGCUGCUACAGCAGGUCCAAGUAAAGGUCCUACUACCAAGGAGGACGGCACCAAGGAGCAUCCCAUUAGCUUGCUUGGUGAAGACAAGGCCAGCAAGAAACGCAAGAACUAUACAGUGGUCGAGGAGAAUGGUAAGAAGAGGAAGGUUGUGGAUAUCCGCGACUUCCAUGCUGAGCUUCAGUUGGCCAUUGAAGACCUGAAGGUUGCCAUAUCUAAGGAAUCUUGGGAUGUCAAGGGCAAGUUCCCACCCUCAGUAAAGCCCAUACUCGCCGACGUCGCCCUAAAGGCUGUAAACCUUGGCGAGUACGACGAGGACUUUUUCAAUCUUAUGCCUGUGCUGUUCCCCUACAAUCGCUUCACUAUGACCAAGCUCAUCAAACGCACUAUCUUUACCGACCACUUCAAGAUUUUGACUGACAGACAAGACGAGCUGCUCCAGCAACUCGCCGUACUCACGAAAGAGGGCUUCUCGAAAGCUCAAGAGGAAUGGGAAAAGAGCGUCGUUGCUUGGGAGCGUCGCAAAGAGAAAGCCAAGAACGAAUCUGCGGAAGCGGGCGCCGCAUCAACAACGCCUAGUGCCGCAGAUGCACAGCACCAUGACGACGGUGCCGGUAGCGGUGCCGAUGGUGACAAUGCGCCAGGAACAGGCAAGGCGGAUGGUACUAGGGAUGCGCAUCCCCCGGCACAAAAGUAUCGUCUGACAGAGCAGAUGAAGUCUAUUGUCUGGCAACUCGUGAUGCUCAGUAAUGAAUGCUGUCGGCUUGAGAACGAGAAGAAUGAUCUAGACGGCAGCAAUGCGCUCGUUAGUGAACAGGGUUCAAGAAAGAUUCUCUAUCAGAAGAUCGUGGCAGCUUUCCCAACUGGAUGGCUGAACUCGGGUCAACUAUCACGAGAAGUGAGCUCGUUGAAGAAGAAAUACGAGAAAGAAACGAUGGAACAAGAUAACUGAUUUCUUUAUUCGAUACUAUGAUCUUACUACAUAUGAAUCUGGACUUCGACUGCUAGUGUUUUUGUUGGGUAUAUUUUAUUCUUUUACUUGCUCCUGCUUCGGAAUUCUUUCGCUCGUUUUCUCUCUCUUUCCCUCAGAGUAACCUACGUUCUCAU